UCGUUGUUUUCCAUCAGGGGAAUAUUAUUUUGACAGUCAAGCUUUAAGAAUAAUUUGAUCCCACUGUUGCACCAGGCUGCCUGCGUCGCUGUGUACCAAUUAGGAGCUGAAACGUUGCAGGAGAUCUACCCCCUCCCCCAUAAAUGCAGCACAGAACAGGAACGGAGAGAAGGAGAGAGAGAUGCUGUGUUUGGUCUACCGCCAUAUUCAGACAUACGGCUGAGGUUUUGUGCUUUUAUUUCUCGCUUUAAUAUCAUCUAUCUAAUUAUAUCGUAGUAAUACAGUUUAUUUAAAGGAUUGGGAGGGACCUCGUUAUUUUAACAACAAAAUCCAGCUCAGAACAAUGGCGAAUGUGCACAAGGGCGGAACGUCAUUUAUUUUCCUUCUUUGUGUGCUGGACCUGGCUUUCGGACAAAUUUUCUACUCGAUUCCGGAGGAACUGGAGCAUGGAGCCUUUGUCGGGAAUAUUGCGGAUGAUUUAAAAUUGCACGUUUGGGAAUUAAAAGGUCGUAACCUUCGGGUGGUGUCCGAUAAUGCAAAGAAAUAUGUGGAGGUAAAUCUGGAGAAAGGGAUUUUAAUUAUCGCCGAGAGAAUUGACAGGGAACAGGUUUGUCGACAAACAUUUGCUUGCUCACUUUUUUUAGAAAUAGCGCUCGACAAUCCGUCGGAAAUGCAUCGCGCUGUCCUUCAAGUAAUAGAUAUAAAUGAUAAUUCACCCAGUUUUGAAAAGAACGAAUUUUCAUUGGAGAUCAGCGAAUUAAUUACUCCAGGGUCACGCUUUCCGGUCGAGAGUGCGCAUGAUGCGGACAUGGGCAGAAACACAAUCAACAAUUACUAUAUUAGCCCAAACGAUCACUUCAGCCUCGAAGUCGAGUCAAGAAGUGAUGGGAGUAAAAGCGCUGAAUUGUUGUUAGAGAAGCCAUUGGAUCGUGAACUACAGUCUCGCUAUGACCUCGUCCUGACGGCCAUCGAUGGGGGGAGUCCUCACAGAUCUGGUACAGCUCGAAUUGUUAUUACAGUACUGGACAGCAACGAUAACGCACCUGUUUUUGAUCACGAGAUAUAUAGGAGCAGUAUUGCUGAAAACAUGCCUCAGGGUACACUAGUGGUAAAGAUUAACGCUGUUGAUAUAGAUGAAGGAACCAACGCCGAAUUGACAUAUCAUUUCACAAGACACGUUUCCCAAAAAAAUCGCAAACUGUUCAAAUUAGAUUCCGUGACGGGAGAAAUUGUAGUUCAAGGAGUACUGGAUUUUGAAGAAUCUCGUGUUUAUGAACUUGAUGUACAAGCAGUGGAUAAAGCUCCUUCCUAUAUGGUAGGACGUGCCAAGGUUCUAGUCGAGCUAAUAGAUGUGAAUGAUAACGCACCGGAGUUAGAGGUAACGUCUGUAUCUAGAACAGUAACCGAAGAUGUGCAGAUUGGAACCGUGAUUGCUGUAAUCAAUAUAGCUGACCUAGAUUCAGGACAAAAUGGUCACAUUUACUGUGAAGUUCCAAAGAAUAUUCCAUUUAAACUUCAGACGGCUUUGAAAAACAACUAUAAAUUAGUCACAAGUGGUGUUCUUGAUCGCGAAACGACCCCGCUGUAUAACAUUACAAUUUCAGCAUGGGACGGAGGCACACCCCCGUUAUCCACGCACAGGAGCAUUUUGGUCUCUGUUUCGGACAUAAACGACCAGGCACCGAAGUUCACACAGCCGUCAUAUAAUGUGUAUCUGAUGGAGAACAACACUCCUGGUGCUUCUAUAUUUGCAGUUACCGCUUUAGAUUCUGAUAUAAACAAGAAUGGUGAAGUGACGUAUUCUAUUGUGGAAAAUCAUAUGCCAAAGAAUCCUGGAUAUGUCACUCUUAAUUCCAAAAAUGGUAAUAUUUACUCGCUUCGCUCCUUUGACUAUGAAGAACUGAAACAAUUCCGGUUCCAAGUUCAAGCCCGGGACGGUGGAUCACCCGCACUGAGCAGCACUGCCGCGGUGCAUGUUAUUAUCUUGGACCAAAAUGACAAUGCGCCGGUUAUUGUCUCACCCCUAAUGUGGAACAGUUCUGCAUUAUUGGAGAUUAGACCGCAGUCAGUUCAUCCAGGAUAUCUAGUUUCCAAGAUAAUCGCCACUGAUGCCGAUUCUGGACAAAAUGCACGGCUUUCCUACCAAGUGUUGGAGGCGACCCAUCCGAGUAUGUUUACUCUGGAUCCCCUGUCCGGACAACUCAGAGCAACUCAACAUUUUAGGGAUCAAAAUAUCACCAAUGAAAAGUUGAUCGUUUUGGUAAAAGACAACGGGCAACCGUGUCUAUCCAGUACUGCCACAAUCUCUUUUACAGUCGCAUCCAAUGUUACAGAGAAAUCUUCCGAACGAGUUUCUGAAGUUAAAGAUUCUGAUUAUUUUUCGAACUUAAAUCGCUAUUUAAUUAUCAUUUUGGGAUCAACUUCGUUUGUGUUUCUUACAGUCAUUGUUUUCUUGGUUGUACUGAAGUUUAAGCAAAAGAGUAAUAUUGCUGAGGAAUACCGCACUCCAGUUUCUUGUUACAGACAGCGAAACUCUAAUGAUACCUCCAACUCGAUGCGUGCGGGGAACGAGUCUUUAAGCUAUGGUGGUCCUGGUCAGUGCGAAGAAUUUGGCUAUACUGUGUGCUUAACUCCAGAAUCGUCCAAGAGCGAUUUUCUAUAUUUGAAACCUGUCCACCCCACUUUGCCCUUCAACGAAGUGAAUACCCAGAACAUGGAGCGUGGGGCCUUUGUUGGGAAUAUCGCCGAGGAUUUAAGGCUAAACAUUUGGGAAUUAUCGACUCGCAGAUUUCGGCUGGUCUCCGACGACAUAAGGCAAUAUAUAGAGGUAAACAUGGAAAAUGGCAAAUUAUUUACUAAUAAAAAAAUAGACAGAGAAGAGAUUUGUAGACAAAAUCCCACCUGCUCCUUUACUUUUCAAAUAGCGCUCAAGGACCCCACGGAAAUGCAUCCUGUCGAAGUCGAGAUUAUAGACGUAAAUGAUAAUUCGCCCAGUUUUGAGAAGGCAGAAUAUUCGUUGCGGAUCAGCGAGUUAAUUGCAACAGGGGCGCGUUUCCCCCUCGAAAGUGCGCACGAUCCCGAUGUGGGCACAAAUACAAUCAGCACUUACCAUAUCAGUGCGAAUGGGCACUUCGCUGUCAAAGUGCAGUCGAUGAGAGAUGGGAGUAAAAGUGCCGAGCUGUUAUUAGAGAAACCACUAGAUCGUGAGCGGCAGUCGACAUUUCAUCUUACACUGACAGCCAUUGAUGGCGGGGUUCCUCACAGAUCUGGCACAGCACAGAUUAUCAUCAACGUGGUAGACGCAAACGAUAACGCACCUACGUUCGACCAAGAAAUCUACAGAGCGAAAGUACCAGAAAACGCCGCCAAAGGUACAUUGGUCAUAAAACUUAAAGCUGCUGAUUUGGAUGAAGGUACCAAUGCUGAACUGACGUACUCUUUCACUAAUCAUGUUACUAAAAGGAAUCGCGCGUUGUUCACCUUGCAUCCGAGAACUGGAGAGAUCAGAGUUCAAGGAACAUUGGAUUUUGAAGAAUCACCUGUUUGCGAUCUUGACAUACAAGCUGUCGAUAACGCUCCGCCUGGAUUGUCCGGACGUUGCAAAGUUGUGGUUGACAUUAUUGAUAUUAAUGAUAAUGCCCCCGAAUUAGACGUGACUUUGGUGUCAAGUGCGGUGCAAGAAGACACUCCUCCAGGGUCUGUGAUAGCACUAAUGAGUGUAACGGAUCUUGACUCCAGUAAAUAUGGCAAAGUUCAGUGCCAGAUUCAAGGGAAUAUUCCGUUUAAGCUCGAACACCCUGUGGUGAACAGUUAUAAGUUGAUUACAGGAGACGUUCUCGAUCGGGAAACGGUGUCACUCUAUAACAUUACCAUUUCAGCCUGGGAUGGAGGCUCGCCUCCACUAACCACAAGCAAAGUUGUAACAGUUUCGGUAACUGAUAUAAAUGACAACGCACCGAGGUUUACACAAUCCUCAUAUAACGUGUAUCUGAUGGAGAACAAUAUUCCAGGCAUAUCCAUAUUCGCUGUUACGGCGCUAGACAUUGACUUGGGUAGGAACGGAGAAGUAUUCUAUUCUAUUCUGGGAGGUCAAUCGCAAGAACAGUCUGCGUCUGUUUACGUCACGAUUAACUCCAAAACGGGCAACAUAUACCCACUGCGCUCCUUUGAUUAUGAGCAAAUGAAGCAUUUCAAGAUCCAAAUUCAAGCCCAGGAUGGUGGAUCACCACCAUUGAGCAGCACUGCUAGUGUCAAUGUAAUAAUUUUAGAUCAAAAUGAUAAUCCGCCGGUUAUCACUUCUCCUUUAACGUGGAACGAUUCUGCAACGAUGGAGAUUUCGUCCCAGUCCGUAUAUCCAGGUUACUUGGUCACCAAGGUUCUAGCAACAGAUGCCGAUUCCGGCCAAAACGCACGGCUGUCCUACCAAUUUGUAGAGGCUACUGGUCGCAAUUUGUUUACCGUAGGCCUUCUCUCUGGCGAAAUUAGAGCAACACGGCACUUAAACGACAAAGACAGAAUAACAGAAAAACUGGUAAUCUGUGUGAAGGACAAUGGACAGCCGAGUCUCUCCAGUACGGCCACAAUCGUGGUUUCAAUUUUAUCUAAUAUUACUGAGCAAUCUUUGGAUGGAACUAACAAACCUUUGCAGCCUGAGUACUUUUCUUAUUUGAAUCGUUAUUUGAUUAUCAUUUUUGGAUCAACUUCCUUUCUGUUUCUUAUAACAAUUAUUCUUCUCGUGACUUUGAAGUUGAAGCAAGGAAGUCGUAUUAAUGGAAACUAUAAUUCUAAUGCACGUUGUCACGACCGUAGGAAUUCGACAGAUGUCUUUAAUCGGGGAUACGCAACAAACGAGCCAAUUAACUAUACUGUACCUUGUCAGACUGAAGGAUAUCGCUACACAGUGUGUUUAUCACCAGAAUCAUCGAAAAGUCAGUCCGAACUACCAUUUUGGCCUCAGACACGGAAUGACGGGACACAAAGUGCGGAACCUAUAGUGGAGAAACCGUUGGUCCGUGAGCAAAGAUCGUCCUUUCAACUUAUGCUGUCUGCUAUUGACGGUGGGGUACCGCUGAGAUCUGGAACAAGCAGGAUUUCGAUUACUGCCCUUCACAUCAAUGCUAACGCACCUGUAUUCGAUCACAAAAUAUACAAUUGUAGUAUACCAAAAAGCUCACCCAAAGGGAUCUUAGUGAUAACAGUCCAUGCGACUUACACUGAUGAAAGUAAGAAUGGUGAGCUGAAGUAUGACUUCACCAGCCAUGUUUUCCAAAAUGUUCGAGGUUUGUUCAACCUGGACCCAAAAAGUGGCGAGAUUACAGUUCAAGGUAUUUUGAAUUUUGAGGAAUCAGAUGUUCAUGAACUUGGUAGAGAAGCAGUGAACAACGCAGAAGCAGGUAUGGCGGGACGUACGGAAGUUAUGGUUGAGCUAAUAGACACAAAUGACGAUGCCCCUGCGUUAGACUUGACAUUGGUGUCCAGCUCCGUGGCGGAAGAUGAUCCUCCAGGUACAAUCGCAGCUCUGAUCAGUGUUAUAAAUUCAGACUCUGGAGAAUACGGACAAGUAGAAUGUCACACUCCAGUAGAUCUUCCGUUCAUAUUUCAAAGGACAUCGAGAAACAGUUACAAGUUAGUGACAAGUGAUAUUUUGGAUCGUGAAACCGUCCAGACUUACAGCAUCUCUAUUUCAGCCAGGGACGGAGGGUCUCCCUCCCUGUCAGCAAAUAAAACACUUCCAGUGUCCAUUUAUGAUAUUAAUGAUAAUGCACCGAGAUUGACACAAUUUUCAUAUAGCAUAUAUCUGAUGAAAAACAAUGCUCCGGGUGCUUCUAUUUUCACGGUCACGGCUUUGGAUUCGGAUUUGGGCCCUAAUGGAGAGAUUGUGAAUUCUCUUAUGGGCAGUCUCAUUGAUGGGGUACAGAGAAAAUCUUAUGUCUCGAUCAGUUCUAAAUAUGGGAUCAUUUACGCCCUGCGUGCCUUUGAUUAUGAAAAUCUGGAACAUUUUCAGAUCAGAGUUCAAGCCUGGGAUACUGGAUCUCACAAACAGAGCAGCACUACAUUUAUAAAUGUUGUUAUCUUGGAUCAAAACGACAAUGCUCCUGUCAUUGUUUCACCUUUAACGUGGAACACUCAGCUUCAGCAGAAAUUCUAUCACCGUCGGUGUGAACGUGGGAAAAUGAACCUGCUGCCCUGUGAGCAAAGCCAACAAGACACAAACAAGACAGGCCUGUGCUUGCUGUUGGACAUUGCAAAAAGAAUGGAAACCAGAGUAUUGAAAAAUCAAGAAAGAGCAAUGGCAAACAUAUUCGGCAGCAGGGCGUCUUUCAUUUUUCUGCAAAGUGUAUUGGACCUUGUUUUGGGGCAAAUUCACUACUCGAUUCCCGAGGAGUUGGAGCAUGGGGCCUUCGUAGGGCAUAUUGCUGAGGAUUUGAGUCUGAACGUUCGGGAAUUGUCGGGCCGCAAAUUUCGACUGGUCUCUGACGGUGGAAAGCAAUACAUGGAGGUAAAUCCGAAUAGUGGAGUAUUAUUUGUUAAUGCAAGAAUCGACAGAGAACAGCUUUGCAGUAAAAGCUCUGCCUGCUUCCUUUCUUUUCAAAUAAUGCUCGAAAACCCUUCGGAGAUGCAUCGCGUUUCAGUAGAAAUACUGGACAUAAAUGAUAAUGCACCUAGCUUUUCAAAGGACGAGUAUGUUCUACGGAUCAUUGAAGCCAUUGCACCAGGAACGCGUUUGCCUCUUGAGAGCGCCCACGAUGCAGACGUCGGCACGAAUGCUAUUAGCGUUUACCAGAUUAGCGUAAACGAACACUUUGGCCUAAAUUUUCAGACGAGAAAUGAUGCGAGUACAAGUGCCGAACUGUUAUUAGAAAAGCCCUUGGACCGUGAACUACAGUCAACUUUUGACCUUGUGCUUACUGCCGUUGAUGGUGGGAUUCCUCACAAAUCCGGCACUGCUCGGAUUCGAAUUUAUAUUAUGGACGUAAAUGAUAACGCGCCGGUGUUUGAUCAGGAAAUAUACAGGGCCAACGUUGAAGAAAACACCCCGAAAGGCACUUUAGUAAUAAAACUCAAUGCUGUUGAUUCGGAUGAAGGCACAAAUGCUGAGCUAACAUAUUCUUUCACUCGUCACGCUUCGCAAAAGGCGCGUGAGGUUUUCAAAUUAGACCCGACAACCGGAGAAAUCAGAGUUGAAGGAGCACUAGAUUUUGAAGAUUUGGGUACGUAUGAGCUCGAUGUAGAAGCUGUGGAUAAAGGCCCCUAUCCAAUGGUAGGACAUGCGAAAGUUAUCGUCGGAUUAAUCGAUAAGAAUGACAAUGCCCCUGAGAUUGAAGUGAUGUCAUUAUCCAGUACAGUACCGGAAGAUGCUGCACCUGGGACCAGGAUAGCUACGAUCAGUGUAAGGGAUGUUGAUUCCAAUGAAAACGGACAAACUCAAUGUGAUGUUGAAAUGGAUGUACCAUUUCAAUUACAGACGGCUUUAAGGAACAGCUAUAAUUUGGUCACCAUUCGUGCUUUGGAUCGGGAAACAAUCCCAACAUACAAUAUAUCCAUUUCGGCUCGUGACAAAGGAUCUCCGCCUCUCGCCACCAAGAAGUUUCUAAUUGUGUCAGUUUCUGAUGUAAACGAUAAUGCGCCAAGAUUUACACAAUCCACGUACAACGUGUUUGUAAUGGAAAACAAUAGACCCGGUGCUUCUAUCUUUGCUGUCACUGCUUCGGAUCCAGAUUUGGAUCAGAAUGGAGAAGUGUCCUAUAUCAUCUUGGAAAAGCAAAUUCAACACGGAUCUGCCUCUCCUUAUAUUACGAUUAGCUCGAAGAGUGGAAAUAUUAAUGCUAUACAUCCAUUCGACUAUGAAAAGCAGAAGAGCUUUCAGUUCAAAGUUGAAGCUCGGGAUGGUGGAACACCCGCCCUGAGCAGUACUGCCAUUGUGGACGUUAUUAUUCUAGAUCAAAAUGACAAUGCUCCUCUUAUUAUUUCGCCUUCAGCGUGGAAUGCUUCGUCAGCUGUGAAGAUUCUGGGUCAAUCGCUAUACCCGGGGAACUUGGUCACCAAGGUAAUCGCAAUCGAUGCGGAUUCAGGGCAGAACAUGCGGCUUUCCUUCAAAAUUCUUGAAGCCACUGAUCCCAGUCUCCUCAGUGUCGGCCUACUUACUGGAGAAAUAAAAGCAGUCCGACGUUUUCAGAACUACGAUUCUACAGUACAAAGAGUAGUUAUCAUGGUGAAAGAUAAUGGACUGCCCAGUCUCUCCAGCACGUCUACAAUCUACUUUUCAAUCAUACCCAAUGAUACAGAAAAGAUCUCCGUGCAUAGUCACCAAGCCAGAAAUCCAGAACAUUUUUCGAAUCUGCAUGUCUAUUUAAUUAUCUUGUUUGGUUCUACAUCCUUUACGUUUCUUGUAAUCAUAAUUUUCCUGGUUGCACUGAGGUGCAAACAAGCCAGAAAUUCAAAUUAUUAUGAGUCUACAAAUUAUUGUUGCUGUAGGCGGCAGGAGUCGGAUGCUGCUUUUAAUCGGAGAGCCGUGCCGAAAGAAUUGAUUAGUUAUCCCGGCGGUCUUCAGACAGUCCCCAUUUCUGAAGGGAAUCAGUACACUGUCUGUUUAUCUCCAGAAUCGUCCAAAAGUGAUUUCUUAUUUUUGAAGCCUUGUGAUGUAACUUUACCUCUUAAUCAUUUGAGUGUUCAUCGCAGCAGUGUAAGAAAUCUGGAACUUCAGAUGUCGAAUUAUAUUGUUGACUCAGUUAUACGGCAUGGAUCUAUCGUCGGGGAGUAUUCAGGAAGUAGAAUUGGUGUUAAAAUGAUCUACUCCGAUUCCACACUCAGGUGGAUGCUCAUGCAACACAUCAAUAUGACAAUGGCGAUUAUGAUGGUGAGCCGGAUGCCCAUCGUUUUUUUGCUCUCUGUUUCUAACCUGGCUUCCGAACAACUUCGCUACUCGAUUCCUGAAGAAAUGGAACGUGGAGCCUUUGUUGGCAAUGUCGCUGAAGAUCUAGGAUUAAAGGUUUGGGAAUUACCGACUCGCAAAAUUCUGCUGCUUUCUGAUUACUCAAAGCAAUACAUGGAGGUAAAUGUGGAAAAUGGCUUCUUGUUUGUUAAUGAAAGAAUCGACAGAGAACAGCUUUGCCCCAAAUCCCCUGCAUGUUCUCUAUCUUUCCAAAUCUCGCUCGAUGAUUCACUAGAAAUGUAUGCCGUUGAAGUGGAGAUACUAGAUGUAAAUGAUAAUUCGCCUGUAUUUUCGAAGAAGGAAUUUUACUUGCAAAUCAAUGAGUUAAAUGCGCCGGGAGCACGCUUCCUUCUCGAGAGCGCGCGUGAUUUGGAUGUGGGUACCAACACGAUCAACACUUAUCAGAUCAGUCCGAACGAGCACUUCGGUAUUAAAGUGCAGACAAGAUCAGCAGGGAGUAAAAGUGCCGAGCUGGUAUUAAAGAAGAAUUUAGACCGUGAACAGCAUUCAACAUUUACUCUUGUAUUGACGGCCAUCGACGGUGGGAUUCCGCACAGAUCUGGCACAGCGCGGAUCAUAAUUAAUGUCAUGGAUGCAAAUGAUAACGCACCCCUAUUCGAUCAUGAAACCUACAAGGCGACUGCGCUAGAAAACAUCGCGAAUGGUUCCUUGGUGCUAAGAGUUCGUGCUACUGACAUAGACGAAGGGACAAACGCUGAGGUAACAUAUUCCUUCACCCAUCACGUUACCCAAAAUAUUCGAGACAUGUUCAAAUUGGACGCUGUGACUGGAGAGAUCAAAGUUCGAGGAGUGCUCGAUUUUGAAGAAACAAAUGUUUAUGAAUUUGCCGUCCAAGCGGUGAAUUCCGCUCCACCUGAAUUGUCAGCUCAUGCAAAUGUUGUCAUCAAUGUAGUUGACACGAACGACAAUAGCCCUGAGUUGCAAAUAACAAUGCUAUCCAGUGCUGUACGGGAAGAUGCUUCUUCGGGGCUUGGUAUAGCUCUCAUCAGCGUAACGGAUCGCGAUUCUGGCGAAUAUGGUGAAGUUCAGUGUCAGAUCCCAGAGACCAUUCCGUUCAAGAUCGAAAAAUCUUUGAAGGACAACUACAAGUUGGUAACCAAUGGCAUUCUGGAUCAUGAAAUAUCUCCGCUAUACAACAUCUCCGUUUCAGCCUGGGACGGUGGAUUUCCUCCACUUUCAGUAAGUAGAUUCAUUGUGAUUUCAGUAAUUGAUGUCAAUGAUAAUGCGCCAAAAUUUACACAAUCGUCAUAUAACGUGUAUCUGACGGAGAACAAUACACCCGGUGCUUCCAUAUUUGCUGUGAGUGCAACGGAUGCGGAUUUGAAUCAGAAUGCCGAAGUUUCUUAUUAUAUUAUCGAUAAUCAACAGCAAGAAGUGCCUUCUUCCACGUACUUCACGAUUAACUCCAAAAAUGGUAACAUUUACGCGUUGCGCUCCUUCGACUAUGAGCAACAGAAACAUUUCCGGGUGAAAGUUCAAGUUCAGGAUGCUGGAUCGCCUCCACUGACCAGCACUGCUUUUGUAAACGUCAUUAUCUUGGAUCAGAAUGACAAUGCACCCAUUAUUGUUUCACCUUUAACAUGGAACUCAUCAGCUACAGUAGAGAUUCUGCCGAAGUCAACAUAUCCAGGGUACCUUGUCUCCAAGGUACUUGCCUCUGACGAGGAUUCUGGCCAGAACGCAAAGCUUUCAUACCAGCUCUUGGAUGUCACUGAUCCUGGCCUUUUUACGGUCGGAUAUCUCACCGGAGAAAUCAGAACAACGCGAGCAUUUAGCGAUCAAGAUACCAAAACAGAAAAAUUAGUCCUCUGUGUGAAGGAUAAUGGAGAUCCAAUUCUUUCCACGACAGUUACAAUCUCCUUUCCCGUAAUUAUCAAUGUUACUGAAAAAUCAUUUGAACAAAUUGAAAAACCAAGUCGAUGGGGCUAUUUUUCAGAUAUAAAUAGUUAUUUAAUCAUUACCUUGGGAUCCAUUUCCUUUUUAUUUCUUAUACUCAUCAUUUGUUUACUCAUCCUGAAAUAUAGGCAAGAAAGCAAUAUUGCUGCAAACUAUAGCUCCACAGUUUGCUGUUUUAGUCGUAGGAAUUCGGAUGGUGGCUCGAAUCGAAGACCAACAGGACGCGAUGCUUCGAGUUAUAGAGGUGCCGUUCAGACUGAAAAUUAUCAUUAUAGUGUGUGUUUGUCACCAGAAUCGUCGAAGAGUGACUUUCUCUUUUUGAAACCCUGUCAUCCUACAUUGCCUUUCAAUGAAAUAGGUGAUCAUGACAACGCAAGUAAAAAUCAACAAAGAGCAAUGGCGAACAUAUUCGGCAAUGGGGCGUCUUUCAUUUUUCUGCACAGUGUAUUGGACCUCGUUUUGGGGCAAAUUCGCUAUUCGAUUCCUGAAGAGCUAGAGUAUGGGGCCUUUGUCGGGAAUAUUGCUGAGGACUUGAGUCUAAACGUUCGGGAAUUGUCGGGCCGCAAAUUUCGACUGGUCUCUGACGGCCGAAAGCAAUACAUGGAGGUAAAUCCGAAUAGUGGAGUAUUAUUUGUUAAUGCAAGAAUCGACAGAGAACAGCUUUGCAGAAAAAACUCUGCCUGCUUCCUUUCUUUACAAAUAAUGCUCGACAACCCUUUGGAAAUGCAUCGCGUUUCAGUGGAAAUAUUGGACAUAAAUGAUAAUGCACCUAGUUUUUCAAAGGACGAAUAUGAAUUACGGAUUAUUGAGGCCACAGCAGCAGGAACGCAAUUUCCUCUUGAGAGCGCCCACGAUGCGGACGUCGGCUCGAAUGCAAUUAGUGGUUACCAGAUUAGCGCAAACGAAUAUUUUGGCCUAAAUUUUCAGACGAGAAAUGAUGCGAGUACAAGUGCCGAACUGUUAUUAGAAAAGCCCUUGGAUCGUGAACUACAGUCAACUUUUGACCUUGUGCUUACUGCCGUUGAUGGUGGGAUUCCUCACAAAUCCGGCACUGCUCGGAUUCGAAUUUAUAUUAUGGACGUAAAUGAUAACGCGCCGGUGUUUGAUCAGGAAAUAUACAGGGCCAACGUUGAAGAAAACACCCCGAAAGGCACUUUAGUAAUAAAACUCAAUGCUGUUGAUUCGGAUGAAGGCACAAAUGCUGAGCUAACAUAUUCUUUCACUCGUCACGCUUCGCAAAAGGCGCGUGAGGUUUUCAAAUUAGACCCGACAACCGGAGAAAUCAGAGUUGAAGGAGCACUAGACUUUGAAGAAUUGGCUAUGUAUGAGCUCGAUGUAGAAGCUGUGGAUAAAAGCCCCUAUCCAAUGAUAGGACGCGCUAAAGUUAUCGUCGGAUUAAUCGAUAAGAAUGACAAUGCCCCUGAGAUUGAAGUGAUGUCAUUAUCCAGUACAGUACCGGAAGAUGCUGCACCUGGGACCAGGAUAGCUACGAUCAGUGUAAGGGAUGCUGACUCCAAUGAAAACGGACAAACUCAAUGUGAUGUUGACAUGGAUGAGCCAUUUCAAUUACAGACGGCUUUAAGGAACAGCUAUAAUUUGGUCACCAUUCGUGCUUUGGAUCGGGAAACAACCCCAACGUACAAUAUAUCAAUUUCGGCUCGUGACAAAGGAUCUCCACCUCUCGCCACCAAGAAGUUUCUAAUUGUGUCAGUUUCUGAUGUAAACGAUAAUACGCCAAGAUUUACACAAUCCACGUACAACGUGUUUGUAAUGGAAAACAAUAGACCCGGUGCUUCUAUCUUUGCUGUCACUGCUUCGGAUCCAGAUUUGGAUCAGAAUGGAGAAGUGUCCUAUAUCAUCUUGGAAAAGCAAAUUAAACAUGGAUCUGCCUCUCCUUAUAUUACGAUUAGCUCGAAGAGUGGAAAUAUUAAUGCUAUGCAUCCGUUCGACUAUGAAAAGCUGAAGAGCUUUCAGUUCAAAGUUCAAGCUCGGGAUGGUGGAACACCCGCCCUGAGCAGUACUGCCAUUGUGGACGUUAUUAUUCUAGAUCAAAAUGACAAUGCUCCUCUUAUUAUUUCGCCUUCAGCGUGGAAUGUUUCGUCAGCUGUGAAGAUUCUGGGUCAAUCGCUAUACCCGGGGAACUUGGUCACCAAGGUAAUCGCAAUCGAUGCGGAUUCAGGGCAGAACAUGCGGCUUUCCUUUAAAAUUCUUGAAGCCACUGAUCCCAGUCUCCUCAGUGUCGGCCUACUUACUGGAGAAAUAAAAGCAGUCCGACGUUUUCAGAAUUACGACUCUACAGUACAAAGAGUAGUUAUCAUGGUGAAAGAUAAUGGACAGCCCAGUCUCUCCAGCACGUCUACAAUCUACUUUUCAAUCAUACCCAAUGAUACAGAAAAGGUCUCCGUGCAUAGUCACCAAGCCAGAAAUCCAGAACAUUUUUCGAAUCUGAAUGUUUAUCUAAUCAUCUUGUUUGGUUCCACAUCCUUUAUGUUUCUUGUAAUCAUAAUUUUCCUGGUGACACUGAGGUGCAAACAAGCCAGAAAUUCAAAUUAUUAUGAGUCCACAAAUUAUUGUUGCUGUAGGCGGAAGGAGUCGGAUGCUGCUUUUAAUCGGAGAGCCGUGCCGAAAGAAUUGAUUAGUUAUCCUGGUGGACAUCAGACUCUCCCCAUUUCUGAAGUGAAUCAGUACACUGUCUGUUUAUCUCCUGAAUCGUCCAAAAGUGAUUUCUUAUUCUUGAAGCCUUGCGAAGUAACUUUACCUCUUAAUGAUUUGAACGUUCAUGGCAUCAGUGUCGGAAAUAAAUAAUUUUCAACUGGAAAUAUUUCGUAACGAUGUAUUGAUGACCGGCUUUACCUAUCGUUCGUUACAUUUAUUGCCAGUAUCCACAUUACCAUGUCUCAAAUUUGUAGAGAUAUUAAUCAUGAUGCCUGUUUGCUUGAUGUGAAUGUUUUGAAUGGCUUCAGAAGAGCAUGUAGUAUUGACGCUAGAGUACAAAGCUCACUACUUUAACUGCUGAUUGUCAUUUUCUUUUGUCAAAUCAAAACAUUUGGAGUCGACAUUCCCGUGUUCACUUGAAAUGUAGUCGAUGACGUCUGUAAAAUCUUUCUGUUCAUUAUUUCUCCUUAAUAUUUGAUUUUAGUUGAGAAUUACUGCAGCAGUUAAACAUUUUAAAAUAAGCAGAUCUUGCAUAAUAUCGUCAGAUUUUAUUCCCUGAUAAUGUACAUUGACAUCAAAAGGAAUAAAUUUAGCUGUAAACAAA
Messenger RNA from Stegostoma tigrinum, 14108 nucleotides. Its product is annotated as protocadherin Fat 3-like. The transcript has 8 exons. Gene Ontology annotation, biological process: homophilic cell-cell adhesion. Gene Ontology annotation, molecular function: calcium ion binding. Bases 344 to 13654 code for a protein of 4436 amino acids. The record is from RefSeq and is a predicted model, not a curated record. Gene Ontology annotation, cellular component: plasma membrane. NCBI's taxonomy places the organism in Eukaryota, Metazoa, Chordata, Chondrichthyes, Orectolobiformes, Stegostomatidae.